Tetrahymena thermophila SB210 is the source of this 1086-nucleotide messenger RNA. RefSeq lists its product as hypothetical. The record is from RefSeq and is a predicted model, not a curated record. Lineage: Eukaryota; Ciliophora; Oligohymenophorea; Hymenostomatida; Tetrahymenidae. The transcript has 3 exons.
AUGACCAAAUUAGAAGAAGGAUAACAAAAAUUAUCUAACUAAGUUAAAAUAAAAUGCUAAAUCAAUCCAAAUAUUUCUUCAAAGACUUUUUAAAAACCUCAAAAGUAAUGCUUUUAUCGCUAUAUUAACUCUCAUGACUUAGGUAUAUAAGUAUGUACUUAGUAACAAAGUAAAUAAAAACAAUGCUCAAUCCGCUUAAUAAAUAAUAACAUUUAAAAUAAUUAGUCAUCAUAAUUUACAUAAUUUACUUAAGAAUUCUAUUCUAACUAAUUCAUUAAAAACUUUUAUAACUAAAAUUUGGUCUAGAUUUAAUAGUAAAACUAACAUGGUACUGCAAAAAAAAUGUUGUAUAAAGCAAUAAAAUAAGUAGAAACAACUACAUAAUCAUCAUCAUAUAAAACUGAGAUGACAUCAAGAAACAAUUAAUUUACUAAUUAAUAAUUACUAAAUACUAUGACAGACUAUUUAUAUUCAAUAAAACCGCAGUUCCUCAAUUUAUUUUCAAUCUACUCAGAUGAAGCUAUCAUGUUGAGAGUUAAGAAAGAUUGCUAAAAUUCUUUAGAUACAAUUGUUUACUAAAUUUUUUAGAAGUUUUAUACAGCAGCAAUAGAAAAGCUAAAAAACAAGUUUUUCAAAAAAAAUAAUAGGAAUAAUAAUGAAGAGUAAAAUAAAUUGAAAGCUCAAAAGCAGAGCGAAUAUCACAAUUUCAAAAACAGCCUUAUGAAGAUUAUCAUUUAGUUAGUUUGCCCUUAAAUUUUGGAUUGUUUUGAUCUCAGCCAAUAUGAAAAAGAGUAAUUAAUUGAAAUAAUAUUAAGAGACUUAUAUCUUAAAGUAUUUAAGUUAGAUAUUUAAGAAUUACAUAAUGUAAAUUUUACUGAUAUAAUAAAAAUUAAUCGCUUGAAAUCUAUCUUUGGUUAAAUAAUAAAUGAAUGUCUCAAUAUCGCAGAAAACUAAAUUUCAGGAAACUCCAAAAAUAAAAUUAAUAUAAGUUAAAAUGACUAACUCAAAAGUCGCUAUUUUUACAUUGGUAAAGUAAAGAAAGGAAUAUAAAAACUAUUGAGAGGUAAAAAAGUAAUAAGGUUUUGA